AUGGCUGAUGGCCAACUAAAAAUUAACGAGACUGUCGAUAAAAUAUUUCAUGGAGUAUCAUUGACUGAUAUUCCAAAUCUUUUUCAAACACCUCCAACUCUAAAGGAUAUGCAAGAUAUGCAUGAUGUUGGUCACACAUUUAUGAUCAAACCAUUCAAAUAUGAUCCAUCGAAUCCCAAUCGUGAACCGGAACCAAUUCAUGGAGUGGGAAACUAUUGGGAUAUAUGGAAUGACGAUCAUGUUCGUUUGCCAUGUUCACCAUGUAAUGUAACACCACCACCAUUAUUGCGUAUUGAAACUAAUCGUUCGGUAACCAUGUCUCAACGACAGGCUGCUUCUUUAUUAGCUUGUGCUUUUUUCUGUCUUUUUCCUCAUCAAUUUAAUGGACAAACAAGUCAAACAUAUCAGAGUUUCAAUUUUAUUCAUCUUUUGCAAAGUGGAUCACCCUGGAAACUCGAAAAACUUAAAUGCAUUUUACAUUAUUUUCGGCGUAUAAGCGAAGAUAUGUCAAAAGGUGUUCUUACUUUUCGACGUUUUGCCCUUCCCGCUGUUUGGAAACCGAACUGGAUCGAAUCACAUGCACCACUUUGUAAAAUUCAUCUAAGAAAAGAUACAACUAUCGAAGACAUGUACGGUCUUUUACAAGUUGACUUUGCAAAUGAAUUCAUUGGUGGUGGUGUGAUGAAUGAGGGCAUUGUCCAAGAAGAAAUACGUUUUACUAUUUGUACCGAAAUGCUUAUAAGCGUACUUGUUUGUGAAGUAAUGUUGCCGAAUGAAUGUAUCUUUUUGAUUGGCUGUGAGCAAUAUACAACAUACAGCGGCUAUGCAACUACAUUCAAAGCUAAAGACAACUUUUUUGAUAAAACACCCAAAGAUAGCUGGGGUCGAAAAUUAUCUCAUGUUGUAGCUAUGGAUGCAAUUAAUUAUUUGAAUCCUCUCGAUCAGUACACUAUUGAGUGUAUGAGUCGAGAAUUGAUCAAAGCUUACACAUGCUUUCGUAUUCCGAAAUCAAUGGAAAAGUCCAUGUUCGGUAUAGCAACUGGAAAUUGGGGCUGUGGUGCAUUUAAUGGUGAUAGACAACUCAAAGGUAUGAAUUAUUAA
This is a messenger RNA of Rotaria sp. Silwood2, 1101 nucleotides long. The record is from the annotation of a GenBank genome assembly. Lineage: Eukaryota; Metazoa; Rotifera; Eurotatoria; Philodinida; Philodinidae.